UCGAGAAUCGCCACCGAGACAGUCAGUGAGCGCCGCGAACUCGCCGUGGGAGGUAGCGUUUGGUGAAUAGUCACUCUGUAGGACGUGAGUCGCGGCUAAUCCUUUGGGAACAACUUCCCCCGAUUGACUUACGUUUACGGAGUACAAAAGAACUGGAAGUCGUUUAGACAUUGAACCGCAGCCUCCAUUCGCGGAACGAUGGAACGUUAGAUUCGGGCGCGAGAAUUAGUAAGGUUAAGUUUAUCGGACUGCGAUCGGCCGUUCGAUUUUUGGUGACAGUUAAUCGCGAUGCGCGAAUGUACGAGUAUCGGCGGGCAGACAAGAGACCCUGUUCAUUAAAAUUGCGGAAAUUAAUACCUUGAGAUCGUGGCUUGAGAUUCUGACGUUCCAUGUUUCAUCCCUCGGUUCGGCAAGGUGGAUUCGGGCAGGGGAUCGUCGGACAGCUUCUCGGCUAGCUGACGUCAUCAAGAACAAACAGGCAGAUCGAAGAUCCGCAGGAAAGGAGAUAUUAUAUCUCUGGGCUGAAAGCCGAGGGACAAAGAGACCCGACGUCGUCGUCUAAGAGUCGCCGUACCAAAGACGGAAAAGGGAACUGAUCACGAUCACAGAGGACACUGAAGAUAGCGACAGGAACAAGAAUUCCAAGGGAGAGGAAUCGUUUCAUCAAUCGAUCGUGCGAUUCGAAAUCGACCUGAAUCUCGCCAAUUAACUGAGUAUCCAUCUGACGUUUCGUUCUUCGGUCGUCGUCGAGUGUUUUCGGUGGUGCCAUUUUCGUUUCUAUCGGACAAUCGCGCGAACAGCCGCGGAGGGAGAGAAAGUACUCUUGUGCAAGAUGAUAACAAGUGUCGGGAUCGCGAUCAACGUCCGGCUGUGCCUGAACGCCUGAUCGCGAGAGACAGCUCGUGAAACCGACGCGUUGGACGGCUUUUUUCCCCUCGGCGAGAUUAAAAAACGAUGUCCGACAGGAGCAAGUGAGAAACCCCCUUUUUUUGCGUGUCACCUUCCCUCUUCUCGACGCUCUCCACUCGACGGGCGAAAGAUGUGCCUGCGACACUUGCUGCUCUGCCUGCUGGCCAUCGUUGUCAUCGUGAACGAGUCCAAGGCUAGCUGGGAGGAAUGGUGGACCUACGACGGAAUUUCGGGUCCUGCGUUUUGGGGUUUGAUAAACCCGCAGUGGUCUCUGUGCAGCAAAGGAAGGAGACAGAGCCCUAUCAACAUCGAGCCUGACAAGCUCCUCUUCGACCGCCACUUGAGACCCGUGUUGGUCGACAAACACAAGGUUUCUGGCCACCUACACAACACCGGCCAGUUUCUGCUAUUCAGAGCGGACCGGGAGGCGAAGGUGCGAGUCAAUAUAACCGGCGGCCCACUCGCCUAUCACUAUCAAUUCGAGGAGAUCUACAUACACUACGGGAUGGAUAACGAUCACGGAUCGGAGCAUCACAUCAAUAACUAUGCAUUUCCCGCCGAGAUACAAGUGUACGGAUUCAACGCGGAACUGUAUCACAAUAUGAGCGAGGCGAAGCACAAGAGCCAAGGGUUGGUCGCGAUCUCGUUAAUGGUUCAGCUCGGCGAGUCGCUCAACUCCGAACUACGAAUCAUAACCAGUGCGUUCAACCAAGUCCUCCACCGCG
Molecule: messenger RNA, 1634 nt
Organism: Ceratina calcarata
Lineage: Eukaryota; Metazoa; Arthropoda; Insecta; Hymenoptera; Apidae
Gene: CARPA
Product: Carbonic anhydrase-related protein A
Exons: 6
Biological process (GO): one-carbon metabolic process
Molecular function (GO): carbonate dehydratase activity; zinc ion binding
Source: RefSeq, a predicted model, not a curated record